AGUGACGCGCUAUCACCAAGAAAAACAAUAAUGGAGGCGUGUAAUGUCGUUGAACGUGAAGUUGACAAGAUUUUAUUAAAAUUUGGAGUCGUAAACGAACAUGCAGAGACAGUACUGCAAGAUCUCAUAAAUCAUGUCGAAUCUUUAAAAAAGGAAUUUGCAGAAGCACCAUCCAAUCAUGAAUUAACGCCAGGCCAAAUACAAAUAUUAAAAGAAACAAUGAAAAAGAUAUGUGAAACUGUGCAUCGUUUAACCACUGAACAUAGAGAGUUACAUGGUUCUGUUUCUAAAGUUGGAAAAGCAAUUGAUAGAAAUUUCACUGCAGAUUUUGCAAGUACAAGUAGAGAAGAUGUCUUUUCAGGCCCUGAAAAAUCACAUCUUCUAAAUCAAGUCAUUUGUCAACAUUUUUAUCGUCAUGGUAUGUUAGAUAUUGCAGCAGAAUUAGCAGCGGAAGCUGGAAUUAAAACAGAUGAAGGUACAAAGGAGCCAUUUACAGAAUUAAAUUAUAUAUUGGAUUGUUUAAAACAAAGAAAUUUGGAACCAGCUCUUGAUUGGGCAAAAAAACAUAGAGAGGCACUUUUAGCACAAAAUUCAUCUCUUGAGUUCAAGCUGCAUAGGUUGCAUUUUAUAAGAUUGAUUCAACAAGGACCUAGUAAACAAACAGAAGCAAUAACUUAUGCCCGUCAAAAUCUUACACAAUAUGUUGAACGUCAUGGGAAAGAAGUACAAGCUUUAAUGGGCACGCUACUUUAUUUACCAAAUGGAAUACAAUCUUCCCCUUAUAGUCAUUUAUUAGAUCCUACUUUGUGGUUAGAUAUUCAUGAUGUAUUUACAAGGGAGGCUUGCACAUUAUUUGGUUUAAGUGUAGAUAGUCCUCUUUCAGUAUGUAUCAAUGCUGGUUGUACUGCAUUACCAACACUUCUGAAUAUUAAGCAAGUUAUGCAACAAAGACAAGUAAAUACUGUUUGGAAUGGAAAAGAUGAAUUACCUAUUGAAAUAGACCUUGGUAAAGAAGGUCGUUAUCAUUCUGUCUUUGCAUGCCCAAUUUUAAGGCAACAAAGUACAGAAAAUAAUCCACCAAUGAAAUUAGUCUGUGGACAUGUUAUUUCAAGAGACGCGUUAAACAAACUUACGAAUGCAAAUAAAUUAAAAUGUCCAUAUUGUCCAGUAGAACAAAAUCCAGAAGAUGCUAGACUUAUAUAUUUUUAGAUUACUGUGAUAUAACAAAAUGAACGAUCUGUAUAACUCUUAAGCUAAUGGAAAAGAUAUAUAUAUAUACUUGGAU
Molecule: messenger RNA, 1285 nt
Organism: Apis laboriosa (Himalayan honeybee)
Lineage: Eukaryota; Metazoa; Arthropoda; Insecta; Hymenoptera; Apidae
Gene: Sou
Product: E3 ubiquitin-protein ligase RMND5A
Exons: 7
Coding region: 31-1209 (392 amino acids)
Biological process (GO): proteasome-mediated ubiquitin-dependent protein catabolic process
Cellular component (GO): cytoplasm; GID complex; nucleus
Molecular function (GO): ubiquitin protein ligase activity; protein binding
Source: RefSeq, a predicted model, not a curated record